UUCCUUCUUUCCCUUGCCCUACCCUCGCCCUGUCUGUGCUGGCCUCCCAGUUCUGAGUGUUACUGCUUCUGUUCUGACUGGCAUUGCCUGGCGAUACCCUGUUUCCGCGAUCAGCUUGCAUUCCUGCAUUGUUUGCUUUGUUCGGCCCGUGCACCUGCGCCUCCGCCCGUGCUCAUUCUUAUUAGAUCCGUUGCCAUGGACGGUUCCUCGUCUCGGGAAGGAGGCAUUCAGCUUCUUUUAGCGGCAGAGCAAGAAGCCCAGAAGGUCGUAGCUGCUGCUCGUGCAGCCAAAACUGCUAGGUUGAGACAAGCGAAGGAGGAAGCGGAGAGGGAAGCCGCUGCUUACCGCGCUCAGCGUGAGGAGGAGUACAGGAAGAAGAAGGCGGGGACGUCAGGCGACUCGGAAGCGACUGUGAAGCGGCUGGAGGUGCAGACAAGGCAGAAGAUUGAUCAGCUGACCAAGGAAGCGGGCAAUGUGUCGAAAGAUGUUACUGGGAUGCUUCUUGAUCUUGUGACAACGGUCAAGCAUUGAAAUCCUUGCAUUAUGCUGGAAUGUCAUGAUCAGUGUACAAGACCUAGUUAGCACCAUUCAUCCGUAGAAGAUCCUGAUGGGAUGGUUUGUGUGCAGGUUGUUUAUAUGAUGGUCCAUGGAGAUCUAAGGACAGGCUUUCUGCCUCAUUAUGUCGAAUAAUCCAUCACGACUACUAUAAUUGUGGCAAAGCCUCUCUCCAAGACCUUGAGCU
This is a messenger RNA of Closterium sp. NIES-67, 742 nucleotides long. The record is from the annotation of a GenBank genome assembly. Lineage: Eukaryota; Viridiplantae; Streptophyta; Zygnematophyceae; Desmidiales; Closteriaceae.